UGGGUAGGCUACAACCUCACCUGAAUGAGCAUGAUGAAGUGGAUUUUUGUUCUUGGGGCCCUGGUGGCUUUCUCCGAGUGUUUACGGGUGCCCCUGAUCAGGGGUAAGACACCCCGGCAGACACUGCUGGAAAAGGGUCUUUGGGAGGAGUACAGGAAAAAGUUCCCAUACCAGCCCAUGGUCAAGUUCCAGCAGCAGCAGAAUGGUGUUGAGAGCAUGACCAAUGAUGCCGAUAUAGAUUACUAUGGCAUAAUCUCCCUGGGAACUCCCCCCCAGUCCUUCAGAGUUAUCUUUGACACUGGCUCCUCCAACCUGUGGGUGCCCUCUGUGUACUGCACCAGCAGCUCCGCUUGCAAAAACCAUCGGAAGUUCAACCCUGAUGUUUCCAGCACUUUCAAGAGCACUACAGAGCCUGUCCAGAUUCAGUAUGGAACUGGCAGCAUGACUGGAAUUCUGGGUUACGAAACCCUGGAGGUGGGCGGAAUCACUGUGAACAACCAGAUCUUUGGCCUGACUGAAACUGAGGGUCAGUUCAUGCAGUACAUGACGUGGGACGGUAUCCUGGGUCUUGCCUUCCCCUCCAUUUCUGCCGCUGGAGCCACUCCCGUAUUUGAUAACAUGAUGAGUCAGGGCCUGGUCUCCCAGGACCUCUUCUCUGUAUACCUCAGCAGAGAGUCUGCCACGGAAACUAAACCGGGCAGCGUGGUGAUAUUUGGUGAGAUUGACUCUCAGUACUACACCGGCACCUUCAGCUGGAUUCCUCUGACUGCAACGACCUACUGGCAGAUCCAGAUGGACAGUGUCACCAUCAAUGGAAAUGUUGUCGGUUGUGCUGGUGGAUGUCAAGCCAUUGUUGACACCGGAACCUCCCUCGUUAUUGGACCUUACAAUGACAUUCAGAACAUCAACGGUUGGGUGGGUGCCUACACCAACAACUAUGGGGAUGCUGUUGUGUCGUGUGGAAACAUCCUGAGCAUGCCCGAGGUCGUCUUCCAUAUUAACGGACAAGCUUUGACUCUACCAGCGUCUGCCUAUGUGUCUCAGGGACACAACAGCUGUACCACUGGUUUUUAUAAUGGAGGUGGCACAGCCUGGAUCCUGGGUGACGUUUUCAUCAGAGAGUUUUACACUGUCUUUGACAGGAAGUUACAAAUGGUUGGUUUUGCUCCAGCUGUGUAAAUACCAUCUUAUUGUAAAAUGAAAUAUUUUAUAAUACUUUACCUUAUUUUUUUAGUAAGAAUUAUGAGCAUGAUGAAAUGUGCACAGUGAAUCCAUAUAAACAUUUGGAAGAUUCUAAUACAUCUUUAAAAUCAGUCUUCUUUCUCAUCUAAAAGCUAUAUACACAAUACUGUACACAACCAAUGCUUGGUUUAAUAUUUAUUUUGACUGACAAAUUUAGAAACAAAACAAUCCAUCCCACAUCUGUUUGAAUAACAUGAAAUGGCACAGUGAACAUUAUUCAACCGAAAGUACAACAAAACCCCAUCUCCAACCCCAACAUUACUACAAGAGUGUGCCACCCACUUAUGUGUUAUAACAGUCAUCCGUCAGAAAACAGCCUUAGAAAGCAAACAACUCAUAGUUUCUGUGAAAUGAGAGUCUGUCAACACACUUCUGGCAACGGUAGAAUGCUCAACAGUAUCAAGGAAUUCCAGUGGUGUUUUUACUCAGGUUUUUCUUGGGCUCUGCAUGUACACAUUUGUAUUAAGCUCACUGGUUUCUUCAUGAGGCCUGAAGAAAAAAGUGAAGAGACCACUGACGUGCUUUACAAUUUUUGCCCAUUGCUUGAACACUAUAGACACAUGCUUAAACCAAAGUAGCAAAACUUGAAGCUUUUAUUACAAUACCUUAAACACAGUGUAACCAUACCUUAAACAAAAGCGCUGCUUUGCACUUCAGUUGCAAUUCUGCAACACACUUGCACCUUUCUGCAACACACUUGCUCCUGCACACUACACACUAUUUCAUACAUAAGACACUUCGUUCAUAAAUUAAAUCUCAUGGGUACCAUUGGGACAACACAUCUAUUCAAAAUACAAAACACGUCGGGUGAUUGAAAACACUUAGACACACAUCUGAAAAUACUUAUUUACAAAACUGAACACCAAUCUGCCAGCCACAAAUAGGCCUCAGUUGAGCCAUUUUGAGAACAUUGCAAGCAUGGAGGCAGGGAGAGCAAAAUGAAGAGGAAGAGGAAGACAACGAGAGAGAGGAGUAGGAGGUGGUCGAAGAGGUUAUGCACGGAACAAUAUUUCAGAUGAUAUUAGAGAAACUUUGGUGGAUCAUGUGAUAAAUCAUGGCCUGACAAUAAGGGAAGCUGGGCAGAGAGUCCACCACAUCUAAGCCUGUUUUACAGUAUGUUUUGUGUGUGUGUGUGUUACUGCAUUUACUGUACUGUACUGUAAAGUAUAGUACUGUCAUGUACAUUAUUGAGUUGAUGCCAUUUGUAACCUUUCAGUACUUUCAUUUUUGUUUUUUGUCAAAACCUUUGUUGUAAAAACAUAACAAAAACUGUAAGUGUUGCAUUGAGCUUCACAGAAUGCUAAAUGAUAAACUGAAUGAAAGCAGUGAAAAUUAAAGA
Molecule: messenger RNA, 2581 nt
Organism: Alosa sapidissima (American shad)
Lineage: Eukaryota; Metazoa; Chordata; Actinopteri; Clupeiformes; Clupeidae
Product: pepsin A-like
Exons: 9
Coding region: 25-1179 (384 amino acids)
Biological process (GO): proteolysis
Molecular function (GO): aspartic-type endopeptidase activity
Source: RefSeq, a predicted model, not a curated record